AUGAAUGCUACUGACAAUACUCCAAGCAGUCCAUAUGGUGGAAACUCAGUUCAGAUGGCGUCACCAAGCACCUCGGGUACCAUGACGCCAUCAUCCGAGCAACAACAACAACCCAACCUGCCAUCGUUUCAGUCUCCAACUUCCUCAUCUAACAACAACAAUCCAUCUCAAAACAGAAUAACAUCUAUUAAUGAAGUAAAUGAUUCUAGCUCGGUGCAGAAGAUACUUAAUGAGAUCCUGAUGAACAAUCAAGCUCAUAAUACAUCAGGAGGAGGUAGCAUGGUUGGUGGGCAUGGGUCUUUUGUGAAUGACGGGAAGGGAGGUAGUAAUGUAAAUAGCUCUGGUGUUCUGUUGAUGAACGGUCAAGUAAACAAUAACAGCAACACAAGUAUUGGAGGUGCUGAUGGGUUUGGUGUUGGAAUGCUUCAGUCCAUGGGUAUGAAUAUUAACGAGAACAGUAGUAGUCUUAUGAAUGAAGGAGUUGGGAUUAUGGUGAGGGGUCCAAACGUGCAACCGGAUCUUGGGAACCAACUCUUAGGAGCAGUCCAUGGUUACGACAAUUUUCAGUGUGAUUGGAACGUAUGA
Molecule: messenger RNA, 585 nt
Organism: Eruca vesicaria subsp. sativa (arugula)
Lineage: Eukaryota; Viridiplantae; Streptophyta; Magnoliopsida; Brassicales; Brassicaceae
Source: the annotation of a GenBank genome assembly